Molecule: messenger RNA, 575 nt
Organism: Trichomonas vaginalis G3
Lineage: Eukaryota; Parabasalia; Trichomonadida; Trichomonadidae
Exons: 1
Source: RefSeq, a predicted model, not a curated record
AUGUACAGAAUAGACGUUUCAGAUUUUUAUGACUUCCAAGCGUUCAGAAAUAUGUGUCCAUUUCGAGACUAUAACAAAGCAGUCGAGAAUUUGAAACGUUUAGUCAUUUAUGUCGACUCUGCCCCAGAAUGUUAUGUCAUGAAAGAAUGGGAUGUAGUCUUUAACAAACCUAAAGCGACAAUAGUUUCAGAACAAGAAUGUAAACAGAAACUUAAGAAAAUAAAAGUCGUACAAGUUGGCAUGAAGAUGUUAGAUGCUUGGGAUAUCUUAUUGUCAAAGUUAGAAGAUUUUUCAGUUCGUGGUAUAAAGUUCUAUACACCUUCUCCAAACUUCUAUUCUAUCUUCACUGGAUAUAAAUACGAACAAGUAGAAUGGAAAGAAAAUGUUAUAGAAGCUUGGUUAGACCAUGUCAAAGAAAUUAUAUGCAAUGGAAACGAAAGAGUCUAUGAGUAUAUCUUAUGUUGGUUUGCAAACAUCUUACAACAUCCAAGUGCUAAAAAUGAAACUGCUCUCAUUGUAAUUGGAAAACAAGGAACAGGUAAGAACACUUUCUUUACAGAUAUCUUAUGCAAACU